Messenger RNA from Penicillium taxi, 1569 nucleotides. RefSeq names its product Pal1 family protein. Gene Ontology annotation, cellular component: cytoplasm. Bases 1 to 1569 code for a protein of 522 amino acids. The transcript has 4 exons. Lineage: Eukaryota; Fungi; Ascomycota; Eurotiomycetes; Eurotiales; Aspergillaceae. The record is from RefSeq and is a predicted model, not a curated record.
AUGACUGCCCCUCCAGCGUUCGGGCAAGCGCCCGGCGUUUCGCUUUCGCCAGCAGACCCAUUCUCUCCAACUGGAGGUAGCUUUGGCUCCAACAACCCUUUUAGAAACCGUGCUUUGUCUCCUGCAGCUCCCUCUACUGGUACGGAACGUCCUCGAUCGACAAAUCCCUUUUUAGACGACGUAGACGUUAUUUCUCCGCAAUCAGCUCCAGGAAUGUCUACGGGCGGCAGCCUUUUCUCACCUGUCGACCAGCAAGACAUGACUAGCAACACUCGUGAUUUAUUUGAGAAUCUUUCUCUUCAAGGUGCACCCACAUCUGCUGCACCGGCACCUCGAUCAAGUGCAUCUCGCCCCCCUCCCAGUAAUAAUAAUCCCCCUCGAGGACCGCCUAGUCUCUCCCGUCCACCGCGAGAGAGAAGGGAUCAAGAGGGUGGAGACCGUGAGCGUGGUGACCGGGAACGUGGAGAUCGAAGAGAGCGCCCGUCUGGACGACCAAAGGAUCCAAAGGAUCCCUUCGACAUUUUUGCCGACCCCCCUAGAAAGCCAUCGAGUGGCGUGAGACCUCGUGAUAAGUCUUCUUCUCGCCGACCCCGCCGCAAUUCCGAGUCAUCGGUGAUGGAUCGCUCAUCUAGAAUUUUCGAUGAUGAUGAUGAGCAACGACGACGAGAGCGCCGACGCCGUGAGCGCGAAGCCCGCCAUCGUGAGCGGGAUGGUAAACCUCGCUCUUCUCGCAAGAACCGUCAACUCGACAUUAUUGAUAAACUUGAUGUGACAAGCAUCUAUGGCACUGGCAUGUUCCAUCAUGACGGCCCCUUUGACGCAUGUAACCCUCAUCGCAACCGCAAGGGCUUGCGUGCUGCACCAAUGCAAGCGUUCCCCAAAGGAUCUGCCAACAUGGCUCUGGGUGGUUCCGGUCCACUCAACUCGAACAUCGACCUUAACCUCUUUCACGGCCGAACUGAAGAAGGCUAUAAUGACUUCUCUGGAGGAGCCAUUCAGCGCCAACCCGACACAGUCACAUUCGAUGCCACCGCUCGUAUCGACCCUAUCCACGGUGGUGAGACAGUUGGUUUAGGUACCAGCACUUUUCUCGACGGUGCUCCCGCCAGUCGCUCGGCCGCACGUCGCCAGAGUGAGAAUGAGGCGUCGAACGCUCAGAACGGAGGUCUUGCUCGCAAGAAGAGUCUGGCACAGCGACUGCGUGGACGAGCUGGUACCGGCCGUAUGCACUCCCCGACUGAAGGGAACUUUGUUGCACACCAUGCCCCUAUGGGCUCAAGCCACUCAGCAUCUUCUCGUGGUAAUGAGGGCAAUCCGUUCUUCCAGGACUACGACGAGGAGUGGGACAAGAAAGGAUCCCGGAUUGAGGAGUCACGUUUCGAGGGAGGUGGUCGAAUGCGCUCAUCCAGCAGCCCCAAGCAGGCAACAGGGCUGGAGCGCAAGCCUACCAAUGACCCGAUUUUUGAAGAGCCAAAGCUCAACUCAGGUGGCGGUGGAUUUUUGAACCGUAUGAAGAGCUUACGCAAGCCGCGCCCGGAGCGCCCGCGCCGCACCAGCAGUGAUCAAUAA